UUACGUCCGAACUAGCCUGGUUUUUUUUCGUACCGCCACGACACAAUAGUCGUUCACAGUGGCGGUCCUACUCGCUGAACCACUUUUUCGGUGAUGUCAAAUGCCAUCAGUGUCAACACCAACCUGCGUAUGAAUCGCUGAAUUCACAUCUAGUCACCGAGGGCCGACAGGACAGCUAGCUUUGAGCUAACUCUUUUAGCAACGUGAAGCUAGCUACAUCCGGAUAAAGACAUUGGAUUGUCCCUCUUGACGUUCCGUACGUUAUUGUGGUUUGUGGUGGUAGGAUUUCAUGUUAUCUAGCUAGCAUGCUAUCUGUCUACAGAUAACCAUAACAUAUGUUUCAUAACAUCGAACUUUAAGUGUUGUUUUUAUCGAGUUAGUACAUGAAGGAACGUAAUAUGAUACACGAAAUAUGUAUGAUGCUGGAGAUCACUGUACUUUAAACUGAUGGCGUAGUCGGCAAAAGCUAGAGUGGAUAAGAAGAAGAAAGGUGCCCAAUGGAAGUCUUUAUUAUUAUGAGCAGCUUCUGCAGGCAGAGAGUUGUUGAUGGAUGAUGUCUCUGAUCCUGUUCGCCUUCGUGGUGCGGGUCAGGGACGGACUCCCUCUGUCAGCGUCCACUGACUUUGAGCACAAUCGUGAGCUGCAGGAGAGGAAGCAGCAGCUGAGGACCAUCAGCAAGAUGCUGGCCUUCUUCCCAGAAAGAGCCACCGUCAAGGGCCAGGAGCUCAACAUAUACUUGGUGUCCUCAGAGGGUGUGUCCUACAUGAGCGUGUGUCACCGCAGCAUCCCCGUCACCAAGGCCUUCUGCUUUCUGGAAGACCUUCGCUGGGAGUUCGCAGCGUGCUACAAGCACACUGUGGUGUCCCUGGCAGACCGACCCUAUCCUUUUUUACACUUUGACAGUACCAUCCAGAAGCUGAAGCAGCAGUACAACCAGAAAGGCGGUCCGGCCCUGGAGGUGACUUUGGCCGAGGUUCAGGAGGACUUGAGGCUCCGCCCACCACAGAUUCUCACCCUGGAGGAGGUGGCGCUCACCAACGGCUCUGCAAAUGGACACGUGGAGCAAGGCCCCGGUUCUGGCCAGAACGUCAAACUGGAGCCGGUGACAACACCUGGCAUCCUCUCUCUGGUCCUCAAUAUCAUGUGUGCAUCCUUGAAUGUCAUCCGCGGCGUGCACCUCAUAGAAUACACAUUCCAGGAUGAUUAUGACAGCCUGUGGAGCGUGGCGGCUUUCCUCCUGGCGUUCCUCUGCGGCGUCUUCCAGUGUCACCUGUACCUCUUCCAUUCCCGCCUAAAGACAGUCAAGUCCGUCCUUCUGCUGACUGCCAUCGUCUUAUGCAACGUCUUCCUGCUGGGCCUGAGGAACGCCUGGCAGAUUGUGUUCCACGUCGCCGUAGCCUCGCUGUCCACCGUCCUCAUCGUCAAGCGCAGAGUCCAGGACAGGAGCAACGACUGCGGGGUGUGAUGCACGCACACAUGAACGCAUGAACACUCUUGGCUAACGUCUGCUCUCGCACUGCGGUUAGACCUGGAGGACUCGAUGGAUGCAUCUAGAGGACUUUUUUCCAUGUCAAAGAAAAGCAGAUUAUUUUUUUAUGAUGUACAUUUGGCUCAGGUCGACGCAUGAAAUGAGCACAUAAUGCAUCAGUAGGGUCCAGUGGUUCCCACAGGACUGCAAUCUAUUCGUGGCGGUGAUGAUGCAAUGACAUGAUCAUCAAAUUUGCAUAAUUGGCAUAGUCGCUUCUUUUUGGGGAGGGGGGGGGUUUGUAUGUCACAAACAAGACGGAGCCGCCUGUGAGUGCUUUCAGAUGGGGAAGGGGCCCCACAGUGGCACCUGAUGCUCGCUGAGAAGAGCCAUACGUGCUUUUGCCAAAAAGUCUCUUCACUAGAUUUGUUGGUAGUCACUUUUUUUGAAAAGGGGUCUGGGUCUGAAUACUGGCUAAAUAUCAAGAGAAAGCCAAUAAAUUGGCAACACCGACCCCUCCUGCUAUAUCCUCUUUUUCCCUGGCAGACCAGGUGCGUUUUUGGGCAGACCGGGAGUGCCAAAUCUAUCUGUGGUGGUCUGGACACUGGAGUACGCAAGUGUACGCCUAAAUGCUGCUUUGAGGCCUUUAUGGGGGACAAAAAGACAAAUGAAGUUGAGCUAUUUUGUCUGUCUGAUCCUUGAAGGGCUUUUAUUUUAUGCUUUUUUUGCUUCAGGGAGAUUUUUCCAUAAUUUCAGUAUUUUUGUGGUAAAAAAGAAAAAAAAAGCCCGGGUAAUAAUAAUAAUAUCAAAGCACUGAUUUGAAGGUUGGAAUAAUAUGUCGUUUUUGCUAUUUAAUGUGCUGCUUAUCAGGGUCAGCUUCCAAAUAUUUAUUACAAUAUGAAUGUUUCCUUUUCUAGUUAAGUGAAUGAGGUUCAUUUAUUGAUGUGUUAGUAGUAUUGUUCCCAAGCCGUCCUUGCCUUUGAGCGCUGGCAGGUGUUUUGGUGAAAUUGCAGUAGUUUUGAUACAAGCAGGAAGACUUUGUGGAUUAUUUUACAACACAGCAAAGUGUUUGUUGGCGUUGAUAUUUUAAAGUUGAGGUUACUUCGUGUUCAAAUGAAUCAUAAUUAAGAUUAUUGUGAAGGAGGAAACAGUAAAGUUUCCGUUUUAAACCUUUUAAUUUCAAUUUAGUUGCAUUUUUUUUACAUUUGAAAAAGAGGAAGUAAUUUGACAUAAUCACAGUAACUGCGAAAUACACAUCUUAUUUCAAGGGUUUAUCUUUUUGAUUAUUCUACUGACAUUUCAUCAAUAAAUGGUCUAUUUUCACCCCACACUUGUCUUUU
Messenger RNA from Dunckerocampus dactyliophorus (ringed pipefish), 2805 nucleotides. It is a transcript of the gene sec22c, whose product is annotated as SEC22 homolog C, vesicle trafficking protein. Gene Ontology annotation, biological process: endoplasmic reticulum to Golgi vesicle-mediated transport. The transcript is spliced from 7 exons. Lineage: Eukaryota; Metazoa; Chordata; Actinopteri; Syngnathiformes; Syngnathidae. Bases 551 to 1465 code for a protein of 304 amino acids. The record is from RefSeq and is a predicted model, not a curated record.